Molecule: messenger RNA, 5326 nt
Organism: Sipha flava (yellow sugarcane aphid)
Lineage: Eukaryota; Metazoa; Arthropoda; Insecta; Hemiptera; Aphididae
Product: collagen alpha-5(IV) chain-like
Exons: 61
Coding region: 1-5187 (1728 amino acids)
Cellular component (GO): collagen trimer; basement membrane
Molecular function (GO): extracellular matrix structural constituent
Source: RefSeq, a predicted model, not a curated record
AUGAAUCAAGAAGCAUGUAGAGGAUGCAGUAAUCCAUUUACUUGUGACUGCAAAGGAAUUGUUGGAGACCCAGGAGAUAAGGGUAUUUUCGGUCAACAAGGACCAGAAGGAGAACCGGGAGAAUUAGGUCCUGAAGGUCCAUUGGGACCAAAAGGAGAAAAAGGAUCGAUUGGUGAUUUUGGUGAAUUUGGUUUAAAAGGUUAUCGGGGCGAUAGUGGUUUACCUGGUUCACUUGGAAUUCCUGGAGUUCCAGGAUAUCCAGGAGCUCCUGGAUCACCGGGAAUUAAAGGUUUGGAAGGAUGUAAUGGAACGGAUGGUAAUUCGGGAUAUGACGGACAAACUGGGGUUCCUGGUGAUCGAGGUCUUCCGGGAGUUGACGGUCAACAAGGAUUGCGAGGAGAUCCUGGAGAUGGAGGUGCAAAUAGUAGAGGACUAAAGGGUGAAAGAGGUGAAUCUGGUAGAGGCAAUAUACAAGGCCCACCUGGUUAUCCUGGAAUUGGUGGACCACAAGGUGACCCGGGCACUCCUGGUAUCCAAGGACCUAUCGGUGAUGACGGACCGAUCGGAGAACCUGGUGAAGAUAGUCAGCCUCGUGCCGGACGGAAAGGUGACAGAGGCGAUCAAGGAGAUCAAGGAGAAGAAGGAAUACCAGCCAAAGAUGAUUCUCCAAUAUACUUAGAUCUGUAUUCAGCAGCCGGAGAUCGCGGUGAACCUGGAGAACGUGGACCAAAGGGAUAUAAAGGCGAACGUGGUUCAAAAGGUCUUAAAGGAAUUUCUGUUAUCGGAGGAUCUAAAGGAGUGAAAGGCUUACAGGGUAAUGCAGGUCAAAGGGGAAAAGAUGGCGCCAUUGGCCCACUUGGACCAUCUGGAAUUAAAGGAGAUAAAGGUGCUCCAGGUUUCGAAGGGACACCGGGAGAAGAUGGAAAUGCCGGUGAACCCGGUGAACCUGGACGUCAAGGAACUCCAGGAAUACAGGGAAUAGAAGGCGAACAAGGAAUAUAUGACCCAAAUUUGGAUGAAAUCAAGAUUGGAGCUGAAGGACCUCAAGGAUCUAUAGGUCCUAUUGGUCCUAAAGGAGAAGAUGGUAGACCAGGACAGAUUGGUCCCCAAGGAAUCAUGGGUCCACCAGGUGAACCAGGCCCACCAGGUACACCUGGAUCUAGAGGUCGAAAAGGCAUAUCCUUAAAAGGAGAACAAGGAGACGAUGGAUUGGAUGGCUUACAAGGAGAACAAGGACCUCCAGGAAACGAAGGACCUAUUGGUCCUAUAGGUGAAAAAGGAUUUCCUGGUACCACAGUUAUAGGACCUCCAGGCGAAGAUGGUAUUUUUGGUCGUCCUGGAUACCGUGGAUUUACAGGAGACCGUGGUGAUCAAGGAUUUAAAGGACCAAAAGGUAAAUCAGCAACUGAGCCCGGAAUACGAAUUAUUGGUCCACCUGGAGCACCUGGUGUCCCUGGAUUUUCUGGUUCACCUGGGAAAAAUGGAUUACCUGGAUUGCCUGGCAGAGCCGGAAAAAAAGGUCCUCGAGGAGAUGAUUGCGGCUAUUGCAGUCCAGGCGAUGAUGGACCAAAAGGAGUAAGAGGUGAUGAUGCACCCGAUGGUCUUCCAGGUGCUAUAGGUCCUAGUGGUAUUGUUGGAGCACGUGGAGUUAAAGGAAUAAAAGGCAAUCAAGGACCACCAGGUCACAAGGGAUUAAGUGGAAGACCAGGUUCCGUGGGAAUUGCUGGUGAUUUUGGAAUAAAAGGAGACAUGGGAAGCAUAAUAUUUACUUUUGACAGAGAUGAAAUGAUUACUGUAGGAGACCCAGGUCCACCAGGAUAUCCAGGAUUUGAUGGCAAAAAGGGAUUCCCAGGCUUACCGGGUCUUCCGGGACUUCCUGGUGAUAUUGGACCAAAAGGAUUGAAAGGUCAAUUUGGGGAUCAAGGAUUACCAGGCAUGGAUGGCCGUCCUGGUAGACAUGGCCAACCCGGGCAGAAAGGAGAUUAUCCAGAUGGUCUAAAUCCUUUUGACUUAACUGGCGAACGCGGAUAUCCUGGAAAUCCUGGUAUACCUGGGGACAGUGGUGAAAGUGGUGAUGAAGGUCCACAAGGAGAACCUGGUGAUUCUAGUAAACUAAUUGUAGAGCUUCGAGGGGAAAAAGGCAAUAAAGGCGAAUUUGGUGAAAAAGGCUUAAAAGGAAUUAAAGGUCUGCGAGGACCAAUAGGAGAUCAAGGUGAAAUUGGACUCUCAGGCAUUGUUGGACCUCCUGGUUAUACAAUCGAUGGACCUCAAGGAUUGAAAGGAUAUUCUGGAAUUCCAGGCGAUCAAGGAUUAAAAGGAAUAGAAGGAAAUCCCGGAAAACCUGGUCCACCAGGAUUACCAGCAUUACCUGCUCAAAAAGGAGAUCGUGGUGACCCUGGUCAAAAUAUAUUAAUUGGAGAGAUCGGUGAUUAUGGUCCUAAAGGAGAAAAAGGUGAACCUGGAGAAGAAGGAAUUGGUGGCUCUGUAGGUUAUCCUGGUCUAGAUGGAUUAAUUGGUUCUAAAGGUCAAAAAGGAAGUCCUGGCAUAACAGGUCUAGUCGGAAAAAAAGGUAUUAAAGGUGAACAAGGAAUAUCCAUUAGAGGACCACCUGGAUUCCCUGGAGCACCUGGAUUAAGAGGUUUACAAGGUUUCUUUGGUGAACCUGGUCCAAAAGGAAUUGACGGAGAAGAUGGUGUUAAUGGAACAAAAGGCUCAAGAGGAGAUUGGGGAUCACCUGGUUUAAGAGGAUUAAUUGGUGACAAUGGUCCUAUUGGAAUACAAGGAAGACAUGGUUUUCUUGGAAAAAUAGGAGACUUGGGUCCAGUUGGUGAUAUCGGUGACAUUGGAUUACAAGGAGCUAAAGGAAUUUCUGGAAGACCCGGUUUAUUCGGCAUAAUUGGUGAUAAAGGAAGCCGAGGCGAUUUUGGUAUGCAAGGAUUGCCUGGGCUUGAAGGUCCAAUAGGUGAAAAGGGUCUAACAGGUGAUCAAGGACUACCGGGACUUCCUGGUAUUAGAGGAGAUUAUUCUUUUAGCGGUCCACAAGGAGAAACUGGUGCUAUAGGAAGAGAUGGAGAAAUCGGUCUAAUGGGUUUCCAUGGAUUAGAUGGACAAAAAGGUAAACGUGGUGAUAUUGGAAUAUCAGUUGAAGGAAGACCCGGUGAUAAAGGUACCAAAGGAGAACCUGGAAUUGAUGGUAAACCUGGACAACACGGAAGAAUGGGUUUGAUGGGAGAUCUUGGUUUAUUAGGAGAAAAAGGUGUCAAAGGAGAGGAAGGUCCAAAAGGUUAUCCUGGAUUAAAAGGACGUUCAGGAUUACCAGGUGUCGAAGGACCUCCAGGAUUAAGUGGAAAGCCUGGUUUGAAGGGUCUUAAAGGUGAUCAAGGAUUUGAUGGAUUCCCUGGUGAUAUUGCAAAACCUGGGUUGCCUGGUGAUCAAGGAUAUAGUGGUCCGUAUGGUCCAGUUGGUCCCAAAGGAAUCAAAGGAAUCACUGGAGAUCCGGGUUAUGAAGGAUACACGAUUGGAACAAAAGGAGAUAUUGGAGAACAAGGUUAUACUCCUUUGAGAGGUGAUGUUGGAGAACCUGGAUUACCAGGAUUAUUUGGAAUAAAAGGACCUAAAGGUAUGAUGGGAGAUAUUGGACCCAAGGGUUUCGUUGGAUAUCCAGGAUUACCAGGAAUAAAAGGAGAAGAAGGAGACAUUGGUCCUGAAGGCUUACCAGGUUUACCAGGCUUAAAUCCAGAGCAUGGUGAAAGAGGAAAUAAUGGUAUAGAUGGAGCUCCGGGAAGAUCUGGGAUCGAUGGACAAAAAGGAGCACCCGGAGAAUAUGGAGAUGACGGGGUUAACGGAAAUUCUGGCCCCCGAGGAAUCAGCAUAAAAGGAAUUAAAGGAAAAUCUGGUCGUAGAGGUAUAUCGAUCCAAGGUAAUCGUGGUCGAGAUGGUGAACCAGGAAUUAAUGGAAUGACUGGCAAAACGGGUUCAAAAGGUAUGAAAGGUGAACCUGGUCGAGUACGUUAUAGUGACAAAGGUGAAAUUGGUGAUGUUGGUCGGCCUGGUUUAAAUGGGUAUUUCGGUGAAAAAGGUGAUAUUGGAGAAACGGGACCCGAAGGACCACAAGGUUACGAUGGAAUAAAAGGUGUACGUGGUGUUAAUGGACUGCCUGGUCCUCCAGGAUUAAUAGGCAUCCCUGGUUUAAAAGGCAGAAAAGGAGAAAUUGGAGACACAUUUUAUUAUAAUGAAACUCAAUUAAAAGGAGUACGUGGUGACGAUGGAUAUGCAGGAAUAGCAGGUUUACCAGGACUUCCUGGUGAUGAUGGAUUUAAUGGACGUGAUGGUUUACCUGGAGAUCAAGGUGAACCUGGUUACCCCGGUUCACCAGGAAUUAGAGGUUUUAAAGGUCUUAAAGGAAAACCAGGUAUACCGGGACUACAAGGAAGAACUGGUGCUAGAGGAUUUCCGGGUCGACCUGGGCAAGCGGGCAUUCCAGCCUUGCCGACAAGACCACCACCCCAUCGUGGUAAUUUCUUCACAUAUCAUUCCCAGACGGACGUCGUUCCAAACUGUCCAAAGAACACUGUUCAACUUUGGUCUGGUUACUCACUCUUACAUUUCAUGGGUGACGCUAAAGCACAUGGACAAGAUUUAGGUGCACCCGGUAGUUGUCUAAGAAAAUUCAGCACCAUGCCUUUCUUGUUCUGUAACUUGAACGAAGUAUGCGAUUACGCGAGUAGAAGCGAUUACAGUUACUGGCUCAGUACGUCAGAACCAAUGCCUUUGAUGAUGACGCCAAUAGUAGGAUUAGAUAUAUCACAAUACAUAUCGAGGUGUUCCGUAUGUGAAGCUCCCACAAGGGUAAUCGCUGUGCACAGCCAAUCGAUGGUAAUACCCGAAUGUCCAAAUGGUUGGUACGAGCUGUGGACUGGAUAUAGUUUUAUCAUGCACACCGAUGCUAACGCUGACGGUGGUGGUCAAUCGUUGGUCAGCCCUGGUUCAUGUCUAGAAGAAUUUAGACCUAGGCCAUUCAUCGAGUGCCAUGGAAUAGGUCGUUGUAACUUCUUUACCACCGCGUAUUCAUAUUGGCUGGCUACCAUCGAAGAUCAACAGAUGUUCAGAAAGCCAAGACCACAGACGCUUAAGGAGAAUUCGUUGAAAAAACGUAUUAGUAGGUGCGCGGUGUGCUUAAGAAAUUAAUCAUUUUUACUGUUUUCAUUAUUAUACUACUAACUUAUACGAAUAUUCUUAUAUGUGUCAAACAAUAAUGUGUUCAGUUUGAAAACAAACUUGUUUCUCUUAUUUUUUAAAUAUGUAUAAAUAUUACUAUAUAAAGAUA